UUGCAUGUCUAGCUGAGAACGGAAUGGCGUGUUCGGAUUUCGAAAAAGUUUUGUUCAUCUGAAAAUACUGGCCGUAUUCCGAUUUUAGUGUUCGAUUUAAAAAACCAUUAGGUCAAAUGACAUUAUUAUUUUUUUUAUUUUAAGAGUGGCAUAGAAAAUACAUAUAGGUAUUGUGCUAGUAUCUAAUGUGGUAGUGAUUGAAUUGUAAGUGUUGUUUAGUGUGGAAUAAUUAGUGUUUGCAGUUGAUUGAGAAAUAGUUGAAUCACAGCCAGCGCUAAAUAUGGCGACAGCUUCGCGUGAUCACAAAAGCUUCGUAUCAGCAUGAGCCGAAAACGUUUCAUCGAAAAAUGUUUACAUAACACAUCAAAAUAAAAAUGGCCGCAAAAAUAGAUCAAACGUACAAAACCAUUGCGAUGGUAAUCAUUUAUAAUCUGUGUCUAAUUAGUGACGUGAGAAACGAUAGUGUUGAAACAUAUAACAAUACAACAAUUUUGAACUUUGUAGAUAGUGAUUUCAAUAUUGCAGAAAUGCAUACAAUACACAAACGUUAUAAUAACAACAGUGUCAUUGAAGCGUUCGAAAAAUUUAAUAUUAGUGUUGUUGAUAUGAAAAAUGUAACAGGUGAAUUCAUUGAUAGGGAUGAUGCGACAACUGAAUUUGACGUAUUAAACUAUACGGAGAAUUGCGUUGGAGAUCAGGACUAUUGUAACAUGACAGAGGAAGAAUAUAUGGACAUGUUGAACGCGUACAUAUACCCACAUCCGUAUGAAUGGGUGUUAAUAGCGACUCAUGCGAUAGUGUUUGUCAUCGGUUUGAUAGGGAACGCUUUGGUGUGCAUAGCAGUGUACAGGAAUCACUCAAUGAGAACAGUGACGAACUAUUUCAUAGUGAAUCUGGCUGUGGCUGAUUUCAUGGUGAUACUGAUAUGUUUGCCGCCGACCGUGCUGUGGGAUGUGACUGAGACUUGGUUCUUCGGCACAGCAAUGUGCAGGAUCGUCUUGUAUUUUCAGUCCGUGUCAGUGACAGUGUCAGUGCUAACCCUCACGUUCAUCUCGGUGGACCGCUGGUACGCGAUCUGCUUCCCGCUCAAGUUCAAGUCCACCACGGGCCGCGCCAAGACCGCCAUACUCAUCAUAUGGCUACUUUCACUGCUUUUUAAUAUACCAGAAUUCGUGAUGCUGCAAGUACAAAGGAAGAUCCAGCUGCGUUUCAACGUGCAAUAUUUCAUGCAGUGUGCGUCCACGUGGUCAGACGAUAGUGACCUCAAAUGGCAUAUAAUAAAGGCUAUAUUCCUUUACACGUUCCCACUUCUUCUGAUGAUGAUAGCAUACUGCCAAAUCGUGAGGGUCCUCUGGAGGUCUGACAACAUUCCUGGACACACGGAAUCACAUAAACUGUGCGCUACGCCUACUGGACAGAACAAUUGGUUAGCCGUUAACCGUCGGACCACUCCAUCAAUCCACGCGAACGCUUCCACCGAGGGUCAGUUGCGUUCAAGAAGGAAAGCCGCCAAGAUGCUGGUGGCUGUCGUCGCUAUGUUUGCUGUAUGCUACUUCCCAGUUCAUCUGCUGUCGGUCCUGAGAGUGGCGUACGACGUUCAACAAAGCGAUGUGAUGACCUGCAUCGCUCUCAUCUCCCACGUGAUGUGCUACGCCAACUCGGCCGUCAAUCCGCUCAUCUACAACUUCAUGAGUGGAAAGUUCCGACGGGAGUUCCACAGGUCUUACUUCAAAUGCUUCUGCUGUUGUCUCUCUUCCCCCACCACCGAUCAGAACGGGACGUCCUUCGCUCCCAUUGGCAGUUCCAGAGCCGGCACAACAAGGACCAUAGUCAGGCGAAACGACUCCUGCGCAAGCUAUCGCCUAACGCACCUAUCGCCGUCGAACCACAACAGCAUACAUCGAGACUACAUUCGAAAUUCGAACACGUCUUUCAUUGAAAAUUUAAACGGUAAUAGGCGGCCGAAAAUUCGUGAUGACUCCAUCAGCGAGUCCGCAACUAGAUUCACUUUGACCUCAGAAGUGGUUAGAGAUUGACAGUUGGGUAAAAAUUUUCUCGUGCGCUACAACGACGGCAGGAAAGACGGCAUUGAAAACUAUAUAGCUCGAAGCACAAACAGUAUUGAUUGUAAACCUUAUUACGAUUGCUUUAAAGGCGCCGGUCCGAGUGGAUGUGAAUCAAAACGUGGAUGUGAUCUUGACGAAAGAUACAGCGACACGUACGCCGAUUACAGAGAAGAGGAAUGUAAGGACGUAUACGAUGAAACUAAAAACGGGUUUAAAUUUAAGUUCAAUCGUAGCUUAAACAGCUGUCAGAUCAAGAAUAAAAGGAAGGUCAAUACAGUGUAUUAAAAGAUAUUGUGUACAUACAUAUGGUCACGUCUAUAUCCCUUGCGGGGUAGACAGAGCCAACAGUCUUGAAAAAACUGAAUGGCCACGUUCAACUAUUUGGUUUAAUGAUAGAAUUGAGAUUUAAAUAGUGACAGGUUGCUAGCCUAUCGCCUAAAAAGGAUCCCUAGUUUGUAAACUUAUCCCUUAGUCGCCUUUUACGACAUCCACGGGAAAGAGAUGGAGUGGUCCUAUUCUUUUUCGUAUUGGUGCCGGGAACCACACGGCACUAUAACAAAUAUAUUGUGUGUGUUUGUCCUAAUAUUGUAUAUAAAUGCACAACAAAAUAUAAUUUGAUAGUAUAAACUGAGUGAUUUGCAGUAAUCUAAUUAAUUUUUAAGAAUUUAGUCAUAAGGGAACAUUUAUCUCUCUCAUCUUUGCGUGUUCCCAGUUGCAUCCUCUGCUGUUGGAUUUUGGAACCCUGGGUUCGCUUCCUAAUAUUUUACAUUUUCUCGAUUUCAGCAACGUCAUUUACGAGUCUUAU
Molecule: messenger RNA, 2871 nt
Organism: Amyelois transitella
Lineage: Eukaryota; Metazoa; Arthropoda; Insecta; Lepidoptera; Pyralidae
Gene: NGR-A5
Product: orexin/Hypocretin receptor type 1
Exons: 8
Coding region: 375-2036 (553 amino acids)
Biological process (GO): feeding behavior; G protein-coupled receptor signaling pathway
Cellular component (GO): membrane
Molecular function (GO): orexin receptor activity
Source: RefSeq, a predicted model, not a curated record